Molecule: messenger RNA, 646 nt
Organism: Cuscuta campestris
Lineage: Eukaryota; Viridiplantae; Streptophyta; Magnoliopsida; Solanales; Convolvulaceae
Source: the annotation of a GenBank genome assembly
AUAUUAAAACAAAUGAAAUAAAAAAAAUUUAAAAAAGAUAGCACCGGCGUUUCUGCCUGCUCUGCCAACUUCUCGCUUGAAGAUCAGUCGUUUUCUCUUGUCAAAUGUCUUCACCUGUUGAAAUGCACUCCGAGCGCCCGCUCUUUGGCGGCGCCAUCUCUUCUUCUUUCCCAAGCCGCCUCCAGGACGUUAGUAAUGUACGCCAAGUUCCCGAUCAUCAGGAGGUGUUUGUAGACCCUGCCCGGGAUGAGAGUUUGAUUUUCGAGCUUCUGGAUUUCAAACCGGAUGUGGCUGAUGAUGCAAGCGCUACUUGGUUUCUUCAGGACCUUGCUAAUGAGCAAGAAGCCGAAGGAGGCACGGUACUGCCUUGUUUUUAAAUCAACCGUAGUUGUUAAUUAUUCUGUAGGUUUUCUUACGUCUAUGAGAUGUUUUCAGCUAAUUAGCUCCUUAGUUUUGAGUUGCGUCUGCUUGUUUGAUUGAAAUGAAUCAUCAAAGGAUAAAAUUUCAUCUGUAUUUGGUGUUUACUCAGAAAAUGAUUUUUAUUGCUUUGAUGGUAAAAAUAUUUGAUUAGUUUAGAAAAACUAUAAAUGUGGACAGUGUUUGUAAAAAUUUGAUGCUAAUAAUUGAUUAAAUGUUUUAGAAUAUU